AGCUCAGCUCAAGCAGUUGCAGAAACGGUUCAGAGUUUAGAGAGCGAGAACCUCAGUAGCUUACAUACAUACAUACACACACACACACACACAGAUACCUGAUCAGACAGGACGACAAAAAUGUAAUGGUGUGACGCAAACGAUUUUUUUUUUCUUCGGAAGGGGUCUUUCAUAUCGAUGCCAUUGGCCGAGGCGCCCGCAGUGUCUCCCACAGGAAAAAGAUGAUCAGGAUGUCAUUGGACAAAGAGACUGUUCUACCGCGUGAUGGGCGGGGCGACGCUGCUGUCCCAGAAGGCCCUGCAUCAGGAGGAGGGGGGGGAGUGGACAGGGUGGGUGGGGUAAUGAUGUCCCCUCACCCUCCCUGUCUGGGACCAACCGGAUUCACCGGAAGUUUGGUUCUAACGGAACAGCCACAUCCCCACGGCCCCAAAACAAGAAGUACACACCCCCUAAAGACCAAAAACGGCCUUCAGCCCCUCCACAACAACCCCCAGGUCUUCCCUCCAGGACAGCAGCAGCGAAUGGGGAAGCGGCGCUACUCCCUGGGCGGCAGCUUCAAGCACCCGGGCUUCGGGAAGCGCCGUCGCCGCGCCAACAGUGACAGUCAAUCAGACCCCGUCCUUCCCUCCAACUUCCUGUUGGGCGGGAACAUUUUCGACCCGCUGAACCUCAAUUCUCUAAUGGAUGAGGAGGUGAGCCGCACACUGAACGCCGAGACACCUAAGUCCUCGCCCCUACCGGCCCGGGCCAGAGACCCUGUAGAGAUCCUGGUACCGCGUGACAUCACAGACCCCCUGAACCUGAAGAGUGGGGGAGGAGAGGGGGAGGAGGGGGGAGGGGUGCUGGUCUCCCCCAUGAAAAACAGGAAGAGACACCGCAACCGUCACCACGGAGGAGGAGGAGGAGUGGGGGCGCAGCCUGAACCCCCCACACAGGCUGAGGGGUCAAAGGUAGAAGCUGGCGGUGAUUCGGGGACAGGAGGUGAGGUGUUGGCUCUGUUCCCUGCCAGCGUCAGUGUUACUGGUGAGCUAGCUGCAGUACCGGAGGCUCCCAGAGAGGGCCUCUCUGGAAGCACAGUGCCACAGUCUCCUCUGCCCUACGAACUCAACACCACCAUCAACUGUCGGGAUGAGGUAGUUCCGCCCAUUCUGCCCCGGAGACACACCCACCCGCCACUUGGCUCCACCUCUAAACCCCGUCCCCAUGGCGACGGAGGCCAUCGGCAGCGUAAACGGCGGCGUACCACCUCAACAAGAUCUGACCAUUCGUCGGUUACUCCGACCCCCGCCCUCACCACUGCCCCACCCAACACCUUCCACACCCCCCUGGUGCCAGGAUCAGGCCUCAGAGGUCAGAGGUCAGGGUCAGUGGUGGGAGGUCAGCAACAGCCCCAGAGUUCCUUCCGCCUCAAACCCCAGAAGAAGAAAAACAGGUUCCAGCACGGCAACUACAGCCGUUAUUACGGCUACCACGGUUACUAUGGUUACCGUGAUGGGCAGGUGGGGCGGUUUGAGGACCCUCGUCUGGGCCUGCUUCGACCCGAUUGGUUCAGAGGGAAGACAGUGCUGGACAUUGGCUGCAGCACCGGUCAUCUGACCCUGGCUAUCGCACGCCACUUUAACCCGGCCCACAUCCUAGGUAUUGAUGUGGACGGGCGGCUGGUGCACGCCGCUAGGCAGAACAUUCGCCAUUUCCUGUCCGAACGACUCACACAGGAUGCCAGGGGUAGAGAGGAGGGGAUAGGGGAGAGAGGGGGAGAAAGUAAACAGACAGCUGAGCAGAGUGAAGGAAGAACACAGAGCGGAACUAAGAUGGCGUCCGGUACGGCUGAGAAGAAGAUGGAGGAGGAGGGCCAGAACGAGGAGUGUAGCGCUCUAGAGGAACUGAAGAGAACCCUGACGUUGCUGUCGCCCUCGAGUGGCUCCCGGGGUGUAGGUCGCCCUCUCCCUCCGUUCCCCCUCUCCUUCAGGGUGUGUCGGGGUCCCAUGGCUGCUCCCCCCCUCUUCCCCCUCCACCCUGGCCCAUGGAACACCUGGAACAUUCCCCAACAACGUCUCCUUCAUAACGGCCCCACCCACCACCUGAGCUUUGCCACCUCCAUCAGACUGGACCGGCCCCAGCCUACUACCCCACACCAGACCCCCACCUCCAUCAGACUGGACCGGGCCCAGUCUACUAACCCACACCAGACCCCCACCUCCAUCAGGCUGGACCGGCCGCAGCCUACUACCCCACACCAGACCCCCACCUCCAUCAGACUGGACCGGGCCCAGUCUACUAACCCACACCAGACCCCCACCUCCAUCAGGCUGGACCGGGCCCAGUCUACUACCCCACACCACACCCCCACCUCCAUCAGGCUGGACCGGGCCCAGUCUACUAACCCACACCAGACCCCCACCUCCAUCAGGCUGGACCGGGCCCAGUCUACUACCCCACACCAGACCCCCACCUCUACCAGACUGGACCGGCCCCAGCCUACUACCCCACACCAGACCAGAGAGGACAACCCAGGGCCCAGAACUGGCUCCCCUCCACUCCACAGGGCCCAACAGCAGGAGCAGCGGUCUGUGUACAUGGAGGUGUUCAGCUCAGUAACCCAUACCUCUAACAGAGCCAGCCUGUCUCUCAGCAGUCUGGAGGUGGUGUGGCUGGGGGGCUGCUCCUUCAGCUCAGGUGAUUACAUGGAGGACCGAGAACUAUGUCCCCAUGGUGACGACGUCACCGCAGGAUAUGAUGUCAUCCUGUGUCUGGGCGUGACCAAGUGGGUCCAACUGCACGGUGGCGACGGGGGCGUGGUCAGAAUGUUCAGACAGAUCUAUACACACCUACGACCAGGUGGCAUUCUCCUCCUGGAACCACAACCCUGGAGCUCCUACUGCCGCAGCAAGAACAUCACGGAGACGACGUACAGGAACUACUGCGAUAUCAGACUGAGACCUGACAACUUCUGUUGUUACCUCACCUCUACUGUGGGCUUCACCUGUUACAGACUACUGACUGAUACAGGAUUCCAGAGGCCAAUCUACCUGUUCCACAAAGGCCCCGCCCCCAGGAAGUGACUGGGUCAAGAUAUGACACUUGAGUGCCGAAGCACCGCAGGAAGUGGACCGCUGCCGAGAGCGCUGCCUGGCUCCAUGGAAACAACCGCCCAGCUGAUUGGUGGACGCUCACCACUACCUGAACUCUGGUGGACGCUCAAACCGUGAUUGGAUGAGAGUAGCUUCUAAUGACUCGUAACUGAUUGAUCAGUCAGGCAGACUGACAAAACUAUUAAUCAAUGAUUAGUGAGUCAGCCAGACUGACUGACCAAACUAUUAACAGACUGAACUAGAGACUUGUAAAACCACACAGUUCACGGCCAGGGGACCCUCCUAUCUCUCUCCCCUCAGUCAACUGUCUACUGAGACGUGGCGUCCUGGUUGAGCCCUCUGCAGAGCCAGUUUCACCCUCUCUGAUUCAACCCCACUGAAUGAACAGGGAGACUGGAGGAGGAAGUAGAAACUAGAACCACAAGGAGCCAAGCGGGGCCUGAGUGUGUGUCUGCCAGUUCUUCUCCAGUGUGUGUACGAGGAGGCAUGUUAUUAUAUAUGUGUGUGUGUGUUUCUGUGUGUAUGAGGGAGGUUGUAAUUGUGUGUGUGUGUGUGUGUAUGAGGGAGGUUGUAAUUGUGUGUGUGUGUGUGUGUGUGUGUGUGUGUGUGUGUGUGUGUGUGUGUGUGUGUGUGUGUGUGUGUGUGUGUGUGUGUGUGUGUGUGUGUGUGUGUGUGUGUGUGUGUGUGUGUGUCAUUAACAAGCUGAUGUUUCUUUAUAAAAGUGUUCUUCCUAGUGUGUGUUCUGAGAGGUGGGACUUCCUCCCUGCCUAAUGAGGUCAUUUCCUUCCAGACUCAUCCAUGUUUUAAACAGUAACCUGCUACAAUAAACUGUCUUCUUCUGA
Messenger RNA from Oncorhynchus keta (chum salmon), 3934 nucleotides. Its product is annotated as 7SK snRNA methylphosphate capping enzyme-like. Gene Ontology annotation, molecular function: RNA methyltransferase activity; O-methyltransferase activity; snRNA binding. Gene Ontology annotation, biological process: snRNA modification. The transcript has 7 exons. Bases 222 to 3062 code for a protein of 946 amino acids. The record is from RefSeq and is a predicted model, not a curated record. Lineage: Eukaryota; Metazoa; Chordata; Actinopteri; Salmoniformes; Salmonidae.